Colletotrichum orchidophilum is the source of this 717-nucleotide messenger RNA. RefSeq lists its product as uncharacterized. The coding region runs from base 1 to 717 and encodes 238 amino acids. The record is from RefSeq and is a predicted model, not a curated record. The transcript has 4 exons. Lineage: Eukaryota; Fungi; Ascomycota; Sordariomycetes; Glomerellales; Glomerellaceae.
AUGGCCCAGGGCAACUUCGAGCCUCGGAAUGUCGACACAGCCAACGAUAUUGCAGGAGAGCCCCUCGAGGCUCAGGGCCCACUGAUGGCGGGCUGCAGGCGUGUGGGCACUGGAUCCGUUAUCGACUGGAGCCCGUACGAGAAGAUUUUCAUCCUUGCGUUUGCUAAUGUACCAUGGCAGAUCUACGGCAACUUGCGAUCCAACAGGCGACUUGUCAAUGGCUGCUCUGGUCCUGGCUCGUGGGGCUCGGACGGCGGUGGUAGGGGGCGGCUUGAAAACUCCGAAGUGUCUGCGGACAGGACCCUGGAAGAAGACAGCAAUACGCAGAGGAGGGCCGAAGAGAGGGCCAACGUGCCGUUGACGCGAGGUGCAGAUAGAGUUGUCCGUUGUCAGUUGACAGUAGCCGAUCCAAUGCCACGCUACAAGCGGCCGGUGGUGGCGGCUGCAGCAGCGUCAAGCGAGAGGCGAGAUGCGUCGUCGCCGGCAGCUCAAGCUCUGUGCGAGGUGCACCUAUGCGAGCCUGUUUGCCUGGCUUGCUUGCCUGCCUGCUUGCCUGCCUGGGCCCUGGAGGCGCUGAUGGCCAGCCAGCUCUGGUUCUUGGUCGAGCUCUCUGCCCUGGUAUCAGUUCGGGAGGGCUCGACGCAGUUUUGGGGUCAAUCGCGUUUGACGCUGUUGAGGAAUUAUCCGAAGAGAAAGAUGACCCUGGGACUGCACUAA